AUGGCUAAACCUCUUCCUUUUCUUCUCCUCCUUCUUCUUCUUCUUCUUCAGCUCUCCGUUUCCUUUGCUCUAAACGACACAAAUGCCCUCACACUCUUCCGCAUUCAGACCGAUGCACACGGCAACCUCGCCGGAAACUGGACCGGCUCCGACGCUUGUUCCGCCUCUUGGCGCGGCGUUUUCUGCUCGCCGUCUUCUCGCCGCGUCACCGGACUCUCUCUCCCUUCUCUCUCCUUAAGAGGACCGUUAAUCUCUCUCUCCUCCUUAGACCAGCUCCGCCUUCUCGACCUCCACGAUAACAGACUCAACGGCACCGUUUUACCACUCACAAACUGUACCAGCCUCAGGCUCGUUUAUCUCGCCAGUAACGAUAUCUCCGGAGAAAUACCCAAAGAGAUCUCUUCCCUCAAGCGAAUGAUACGUCUCGAUCUCUCCGACAACAACAUCCGUGGAGUAAUCCCUCAAGAGAUUCUCGGGUUUACCCGGAUUCUAACAAUCAGGCUCCAGAACAACGAGUUAACGGGUCGGAUCCCGGAUUUUUCUCGGGUGAGGUCGCUUCUUGAAUUAAACGUCUCUUACAACGAAUUGCACGGAAAAGUCACCGACGGUACAGUGAAGAAGUUCGGGGAAUUGAGCUUUUCCGGUAACGAAGGAUUGUGCGGGUCGGAUCCGUUACCGGGUUGCUCCUUCACGAACGACCCGGAAUCUUCCAACACAGAUCAGAUCGUUCCUUCGAAUCCGACUUCGAUUCCGCAUACUCCGGUCUCCGCCGGAGAACCGAAGAUCCACGGCCACCGAGGGCUUAAACCCGGAGCAAUCGCCGCCAUUAUCGGCGGCAGCGUGGCGGCUAUCGUCGUCGCAUCUUUCGCUUUCGCUUUCUGCCGCGGAAGGUUAGACCGCAGCGGCGGAUCGAAAUCCGGAAGCGCGGAGAGCGGUUUCGUCGGAGGAGGGGAAGGGAAGAGACGAAGCAGCUACGGAGGCGGAGGAGAGGAAAGCGACGCGACGUCGGCGACGGACAGGAGCCGGCUUGUGUUCUUCGAGAGGAGGAAACAGUUCGAGCUCGAGGAUCUGCUGAAAGCAUCGGCGGAGAUGCUUGGGAAAGGGAGCUUGGGGACUGUGUACAAGGCGGUUCUCGACGACGGAACAACGACGGUGGCGGUGAAACGUCUCAAAGACGCGAAUCCAUGUCCGAGGAAGGAGUUCGAGCAGUACAUGGAGAUCAUCGGGAGGCUUAAACACCAAAACGUCGUUAAACUCAGAGCUUAUUAUUACGCUAAAGAAGAGAAGCUCCUCGUUUAUGAGUAUCUCCCCAAUGGAAGCUUACACUCUCUUCUUCAUGGGAAUCGAGGUCCAGGAAGGAUUCCAUUGGAUUGGACGACGAGGAUCAGUCUAAUGUUAGGUGCAGCGAGAGGAUUAGCGAAGAUUCACGACGAGUAUAGCAUCUCCAAGAUACCUCACGGGAACGUCAAAUCCUCAAACGUUCUCCUCGACAGAAACGGCGUCGCAUUGAUAGCCGAUUUCGGUUUAUCCCUUCUUUUAAACCCGGUUCACGCUAUAGCCCGUCUAGGAGGCUACCGUGCGCCGGAGCAGUCCGAGAUCAAACGCCUCUCGCAGAAAGCCGACGUGUACAGCUUCGGCGUUUUACUCCUCGAGGUUCUCACCGGAAAAGCUCCAUCGAUGUACCCUUCUCCUUCGAGGCAUAGAUCGGCGGCUUCUGUGGCGGUGGAGGAGGAGGAGGAAGCGGUGGUUGAUUUGCCGAAAUGGGUGAGGUCAGUGGUGAAGGAGGAAUGGACGGCGGAGGUUUUUGAUCCGGAGCUUCUGAGGUAUAAGAACAUAGAGGAGGAGAUGGUGGCGAUGCUGCAUAUCGGUCUAGCCUGCGUCGUGGCGCAGCCGGAGAAGCGGCCAACGAUGGCGGAGGUUGUUAAGAUGGUUGAGGAGAUUAGAGUUGAGCAAUCGCCGGUGGGAGAGGACUUCGACGAGUCAAGGAACUCGAUGUCUCCGUCGUUGGCCACCACCGAAGACGGUCACGUUUGA
Thlaspi arvense is the source of this 2034-nucleotide messenger RNA. Lineage: Eukaryota; Viridiplantae; Streptophyta; Magnoliopsida; Brassicales; Brassicaceae. The record is from the annotation of a GenBank genome assembly.